AUGUUUCCUCCGUUAUUACGAAACCUCCUUUCUGGGACCCUUCCUUCCCACUGUGAACCGACCUCGCCCUUCCUGACCGCCGUCUCCUCGCAUCUCCACAUCUGUAUCCCCACCCCUCUCGCGGCGAUCUCAUCCGUUCUUGGGACCCUCAGCAUAGUCUCAUGGCUCUUCGCACAACUACCCCAGAUUUAUAAGAACUUCCAAUUGCAAUCGACGUCGGGCUUAUCAAUAUUUUUCUUGGUAAUCUGGUGUCUUGGUGAUGCGAGCAACCUCGUUGGAGCGCUAUACACCCGGCAGGCAGGGUGGCAGGUGGUGAUUGCCGGUUAUUACGUCUUUGUUGAUAUCACUCUGGUAUUCCAGUUCUUCUGGUACACCCAUUAUAAAGCUCGCCGAAAUGAUUCGUAUAGCAACCUGCCACACUCGCACGACUCGGCGCGAGGAGUCAUUCAAGGCGUGCCUCUUCCAGGCGACGAAUCAGCACGUCAGACCCCAGCUCCCGUCAAGAUGGACAACAAGCGCUCCGAGGCCAAGGAUAUGGGCUUCCAGGUAGGAUCGGUACUUAACUCGAGCCAUGGGCAAGCGGCCUCAUACUCAAACGAGAAAUUGAGCUCCUCGCGUCGAUCCGUGAGGAUGAGCAGCAGCGCGCACAGCCUGCCAUUCGCACUGCCCCGCACGAUGCUCAUGGCAUCAUUGCUCUGUGCCGUACUCGCCAAUGCUGCUCCCACUGAUAAACCUCAUCCGCCCAUUUCUGACGUACCACAGGAGGCCCUCGUCGAGAUCAUCGGCCGCGUCUUCUCCUGGAUGUCAACAAUCCUGUAUCUCGGCUCGCGCCCUCCACAGCUAUACAAGAACUAUAAGCGCAAGAGCACCGAAGGUCUCUCCCCACUGCUCUUCAUGGCCGCCUUCUGUGGGAACCUGUUUUACUCCAGCUCGUUGCUCACCAACCCGAACGCUUGGUCCGAUUUUUCCCCAUACGGCGGUGGCGGUUGGGCUGAUGACCACGGUAACGACCGUCUGGAGUGGAUCGGACGCGCUACCCCGUUCUUCCUGGGUGCCUUCGGUGUCUUGGGACUCGAUGGGUUCAUGGGCGUUCAGUUUCUCAUGUAUGGCGAUGGUCCGGACCACGACGAUGGGGGUGAUCCAAAACGCGGUCGAGACCGUUGGAGGCAUGUUCACGGCUGGAUGCGCGGUUGGAUCCCCUCUUAUUCGCCUCGGAGAGAGUCCGGGGUAUCUUCGGUCCCUCGAGAGGGACAGGCUCUGUUGGGCGCAGAGCGUGGCCAAUACGGCACUGUCUGA
This is a messenger RNA of Penicillium vulpinum, 1296 nucleotides long. RefSeq names its product PQ-loop repeat-containing protein. The transcript has a single exon. The record is from RefSeq and is a predicted model, not a curated record. Lineage: Eukaryota; Fungi; Ascomycota; Eurotiomycetes; Eurotiales; Aspergillaceae. Bases 1 to 1296 code for a protein of 431 amino acids.